Messenger RNA from Solanum dulcamara, 1512 nucleotides. RefSeq lists its product as uncharacterized. The transcript has a single exon. Lineage: Eukaryota; Viridiplantae; Streptophyta; Magnoliopsida; Solanales; Solanaceae. The record is from RefSeq and is a predicted model, not a curated record. Bases 464 to 1267 code for a protein of 267 amino acids.
UACGGGCUACGCCUAUAUAAUGAGGCGCUUCCCUACAUCUAAUCCAUUCAUUGAGUCCUCAUUCAUCAUUACCAAUUCAAACUUUAAUUCAGAUAUUCUGAAGAAGAAGCCGUCAAUUAUAUUCUCCAACGAAGUGUGUGUGUUUCCGGUGGUGUAUCACUGUGUGUUUCUAUGUACAUGAAUUCUGAAUCUACUUCCAUAUGCAUAUUUUUGCAUACGUAUCAUAUCUUCUUCCAUUUUCUAUUCAAGUUCCUUUCCUUAUUUUCCAUUUUCCCUCCCAAUUCUCCACGAAAAUCUGAUUUUCCUUUCCUUACAAACAGUCGUUAUCCUUUUUCUGAACCUCCGCCUCCUUCAGAAAACAACGGUAACCGCUUGCUGGAAGCCUAGAGGAUUUUCCGUUUUCGUAGAAUUGUGACUGUUCGAUUUCUCGUGGAUCUAAGCGGUUUAAAAAAGAGUUUAAAAAAUGGAUAACGAAGUGUUUGAUAGUGUGAAAUUUGAGAAAGCCAAGGCAAUUUCUAGGUACAAUCGGCUUCAGAAUAUGAUGAAGAUACUACAAAUUUUUGAAGUGAUUGUGGCGGUCGUUUUGAUUUCCUGGUCCUGGACUCGUAUUCCGGCGGCCGUUAAAUUCUCAGGCGAAAUUUUGGUUCAAGUCGUUGAUUAUCUGUUCAAACCUCACGUCGUUUUCCUCAUUGGCAAUGCGAUUGUUGUUGCAAUAGUCGUACUCUGCCGCCAAACUGACGCCGGAAGCAACAACUCUGUUACUGAUGAUAUUCAUGGCGAUGAAAUUCCUUACAGCGAAGAUCAUCGAUCUACAAUCAUCACUUCCUACUGCGGCAGCGAUGUGACGGAUUUAUCCUCUGCUUCGCUGCCGGAGACAGCGGUCUCAACAAUGGAAGAUAAGCAGAUCAUUUCAUCGGAGUGUAAGGUUCCAGAGAUGAUAUGCAACGAUAUGGACACAGCAAUAAUCGCAGCAACAAAGCAAAUACAGAAGUUCAAAAGGACUCAAUCUGAGAAAUUGAAGCGACAGAUUACGGCGAAUCCACGGCGAGAGCUCCGGCGUUCGGAAACCGAAAUGUGCAGGACAGUUGUCCGUCCCGGCGAUAAACAAUCAACGGUGCCAGUGGAGGCAGUUGACACACUGAGCAACGAAGAUUUCCGGCUUACAAUUGAAGCGUUCAUAAAGAAGAACCAAACCUUCUUCGAAAAACAGAGAUUAGCCGAAUCAGAACCAGAAAAAUAUGAACGAAUCGGUAUCGAAGCAUUCUGAAAACUGUUACAUUUUGUUGGAUCGUAAGAAAUAACAGUCUAUGGAGUAAUAGUUUCUACUACAAUCUCGUAAAGGUCAAUGAGUAUUAGUGUUAAUUACCUACCUCUUAAUGAGAUAUGAAUGUACAGAGCUACUCUGCCUAUUCCCUGUUUUUUCUGGAUUUAGGAAGCCAUGUUUGCUUAACUGUAGUACUGUACCUGUUCUUCUCUUUCCAAUAAUAGUAACUUUUGGUUAUUAAGCCUAAA